GCAAAGUUUAAACUCUAACCGCUAAUUUCCUUCUUUUUUUUUUUCUUUUUUUUUUUCAGGGAAUUUUUCUUUAUAAAACAUUUUCAUUAUUAUCGUUGUGUUAAACAAAAACGUAUAAUAAACUGUCUAUAAAAAGAAAAGUUUUCUGGCCACCGGCGAGGUCUAAUCUUAUUUACCGAUUCACAUCCUGUAGAGAGAUAGAGAGAAAGGGAAGCAGAAAGAAGAAAGUAGAAGCAUCGUCUUCGAUGCUCGUGCCCUGUCGGAAGUUGCAUUUUCGCAAGCCUUUUGUCGGGAAUUUCAUCCUCUUAUAGUGUUUCAAUUGUUGUUUGGCUGCUCAGAUGGCUUGGGCACAGAGAAGAAGAAAACUCUUCGUUUAGGUUAUUAGCUAAUUUUGGUCUUCAUUAGAUGACAAUCUCUGAUUAGUCUGUUAAUUGGACUUUGCAGCUAUCUUAAUUCGUGUGGAAGUCAGAGAAAGCGAUAGAUUCUGGAGCAAAUAGUUAUAACUACUACUGUUUCUUUUCAACUGUUAAUGGCUAUGAUGUUGUGUUAAAUUAAGGUCAUUUAGUCAACUCCAUAGGAGGGUUGAUCGGGCUAUUUGGUUGUUAAAUUAUUGACUCCGGAUACGCCACAUUUUCUGGAACCAUGCCUCGCAAAGUAAACUAUGGAGUUGAUUAUGAUGAAGACUAUGAUGACUUUGAAGGUUAUGAUUAUGAUUAUGAAGAGGAAGAGAGUGUCGAUACACCUCAAUCAAGGCAAGAAACUGCAAUACCUGGGAUUUGGCGUUGUUCCAUUUGCACAUAUGAUAAUGAUGAGAGCAUGACUGCUUGUGAUAUUUGUGGGGUUCUUCGCAAUCCUUUGGUUAACAGUGGCAGCAAUAGUGAUAAGAAAGCAGUUGAAGGCAAAUGCAAAGAUUCUGGAGUAUCCAUAACAGCCAAAUCUCUUUUUGCAUCACUGCCGCGUCAGAUACCAAAAAUAGCUGUGUUCAUUCAACCGCAGAAAGAUGGUUUUAUAACUGAGGAGGGCAAUAAUUUCCACAAGCUUGGGAAUAUCCAAGGACAUAUUCAUGAAUUCCAUAAGGCCUUUAAUACUCAUAAACAUGAUCAGAUUAAUAUAGCUCCCUUCAAGUUUGAUGUUCCAUCCCCAGAUGAUAUGGUCUCAAACGGAUUGAAUCGUUCCUCCAAAACGGGCGCAAAAGCCAAUUUUAGGGAUUUGAAGUCUCAAAAAGUUUCGUCAAGCGUCACUGAGAAGAAUGGUGCUGUUGAUGUACAGUCAAGUAAUGAAAGCUCAAGUAGCUUAUCAACAUUGACAGAUAAGAGCAGUCAGUCAAAGAAUGGGGCAGUUAAUAUACGAGGAAGUUCGGAUGUCUCAUCAUCUAGGGUGCCAAAAAGUAGCCGUGAUAAGGUGGAGCAGAGUAGCGGUCAAAGGUCAGAUAGCUUAUCAGCAUCAGAACCAAAAGGCAUACAUGAUGCUCUCGAUGGGGCUACUAAUUCUUCUGCAGCAAAGGGAAAGGCACAAAGUAUUAGCAAUAGUUUAAACAAUAUGGCUUUGGAUGUUAGAUAUGGAAAUCAAAAUAAUGUCAACAGUCAAAAAGCUAAUUCAAAAGUACAGUAUAAACAUGAAAAAUGGAUGCUUCCUGAUCAGGCUGAAGAUACACUGAUCCAACUGAGUCUUGCAAUUGUUGGUCAUGUUGAUUCUGGAAAAUCCACCCUCUCAGGUAGAUUGCUACAUCUUUUGGGACGUAUUUCUAAAAAGGAAAUGCACAAAUAUGAAAAAGAGGCAAAGCAACAGGGAAAAGGAUCCUUUUCUUAUGCUUGGGCACUGGAUGAGAGCACAGAAGAAAGGGAAAGGGGAAUAACUAUGACAGUGGCUGUUGCUUACUUUGAUUCCAAAAGAUAUCAUGUUGUCGUGCUUGACUCACCUGGUCAUAAAGAUUUUGUUCCAAAUAUGAUAUCUGGAGCAACACAAGCUGAUGCUGCAAUUCUUGUAAUAGAUGCCUCAGUUGGUGCAUUUGAAGCUGGUAUGGAUGUUGCCAAGGGACAGACAAAAGAGCAUGCACAACUUAUUAGAAGUUUUGGUGUUGAACAAAUUAUAGUUGCUGUUAAUAAAAUGGAUAUUGUUGAGUACUCCAAGGAACGGUUUGAUUUAAUCAGGCAACAACUAGGAAUAUUUCUCCGUUCUUGUAGAUUUAAAGACUCUUCCAUUUGUUGGAUUCCAUUGAGUGCCAUGGAAAAUCAGAAUUUGGUAGCAGCUCCUUCUGAUGUUCGUCUUUUGUCCUGGUACCAAGGACCUCACCUGUUGGAUGCAAUCGAUUCCCUUCAACCUCCAGCAAGAGAUUUUUCUAAGCCUCUUCUCAUGCCAAUAUGUGAUGUGGUUAAGUCAGCAUCCCUUGGACAGGUUUCUGCGUGUGGUAAAUUGGAAGCUGGAGCUCUUCGUAGUGGAUUGAAGGUUAUGGUUAUGCCUUCAGGUGAUGUAGGGACAGUACGCUCCUUGGAACGUGACUCUCAGGCUUGUGCCAUUGCAAGAUCUGGAGACAAUGUGGCUGUUAGUCUUCAAGGCAUUGAUGGAAAUAAUGUCAUGGCUGGAGGUGUGCUCUGUCACCCUGAUUUUCCAGUGGCUUUUGCCAAACAUUUAGAAGUGAAGGUGGUUGUUUUGGAUAUUACAACUCCGAUUUUAAUUGGCUCUCAGUUGGAAUUUCAUAUACACCAUGCAAAAGAAGCUGCUAGAGUAGUAAAAAUUGUGUCGUCGCUCGAUCCAAAAACCGGAAAGGUGGCUAAAAAGGCUCCUCGCUGUCUGACUGCAAGGCAGAAUGCUGUUAUUGAGGUGAUUUUGCAAGGACCAGUUUGUGUGGAAGAGUUUUCGAGUUGUAGAGCUCUUGGGAGGGUGUUUCUAAGAGCAAUGGGAAGAACUGUGGCUGUUGGUAUUGUAACCAAAGUUAUGGAGUAAAGCAAUAGUUCUUGUUACCAUCCUGACAUGUCUCAAAAAUUCAACUCGGCAUAUUUUUGGUUUCGGAAAAGGGUUUGUUUUCCAAAGUGUUCAACAGUUGUGCUACAGAGAGUAUCUACAGCAAUUUUGUAUAACGCUGGUGGGGAUUUAUUGUAUAUAAGUCCUCUGGGUUCAUGUACAUGUACAUUAGAAGAUUUGUAGUUUAUAUAAUAUUUUAUUGAUUCUUUUCUGCA
Messenger RNA from Ziziphus jujuba (common jujube), 3176 nucleotides. RefSeq lists its product as uncharacterized. Gene Ontology annotation, biological process: translation. Lineage: Eukaryota; Viridiplantae; Streptophyta; Magnoliopsida; Rosales; Rhamnaceae. Gene Ontology annotation, molecular function: GTP binding; GTPase activity. The transcript has 14 exons. The record is from RefSeq and is a predicted model, not a curated record. Bases 643 to 2943 code for a protein of 766 amino acids.